Molecule: messenger RNA, 2571 nt
Organism: Lolium perenne
Lineage: Eukaryota; Viridiplantae; Streptophyta; Magnoliopsida; Poales; Poaceae
Biological process (GO): protein phosphorylation
Molecular function (GO): protein binding; protein kinase activity; ATP binding
Source: RefSeq, a predicted model, not a curated record
CUGCUAAUCAAUUAUUCGUUGGUGGGUCGCCAUCAAAACUUUUGAUUAACCGGUCAGCAAGUACUGUGAUUCAGUCAAACUUCCUUCCUAUUCCUCUACGCGUCUGAGUUGACCUGCGGGACAGCCUGCAGACCACAAGGAUCGACUUCCACAUGCUGAGCUUGCUAGCCGCUCAUUCUGCUUCAGCUUCAGAAACUACGCUCCUCACUUCGGAUCUCAUCCAGGAAGACACUUAGGCUUUGUUUGCUUCAGAUCUCUAAAGAGCUAAGACCACAGUCAGGAGUCCUGCUCUGCUCUUCUCUACUCCGCAUCCAUAUCAGAGAAAGGAAUACAAUGGACAACACAAGUGGUGCACCAACGCUUAUGCCUCUACAUUUAUCAGAAGAAAUUACAAAUGAUUUCUCCGACGAUCAGAAAGUUGGUGCUGGUUCGUAUGGAAGUGUUUACAAGGGAGAGCAUAAAAAUGGGGAGACAAUCGCUGUGAAGUUGCUUCAUUACAUUCCAGGACUUGAUGAUGAGCAAUUUAAGAAGGAGUAUCUCAACCUUGCAAGUCUCCAACACAAGAAUAUUGUGAGGUUAGUUGGCUAUUGCCAUGAAACUCGACGAGAAAUCCUACCGUUUGAUGGGAAAAUGGUGUUUGCUGAGAUGACCAAGAGAGCACUUUGUUUCGAGUAUAUGGAGAAUGGAAGUCUUGACAAGUAUCUUUCUGAUGAAUUUACUGGACAUGAUUGGUGCACACGCUAUGCAAUAAUAAAUGGGAUUUGCCAAGGAUUGAAAUACCUUCACGAGGAACUGCAAUCUCCUAUGUACCAUUUGGAUAUAAAGCCAGCCAAUGUAUUGUUGGAUGACAAUAUGGUUCCAAAACUUGCGGAUUUUGGCUUGUCAAGGCUUUUCAGCGGAGGAAAAACACAAGUGACAAAAAGUGCUUUAGGAACACAUGGUUACGUCCCGCCGGAAUACAUUGAUGCGGCUGUUAUCUCAAAUAAGUUCGACAUAUUCAGCUUAGGUGUUGUAAUCAUAAAGAUAAUGACCGGACCAACAGGCUACUUCAGAAUUGAUGAAAUGUCUUCCCAACAAUUCAUAGAGCUUGUACAUGCGAACUGGACAAAAAGGCUCUAUGAGACAUCAGUGUAUCUUUUGGAUUCAUAUUUUGAACAAGUGAGGAGAUGCAUCGAAAUAGCUUUAAGCUGUGUGGAAGCCGAUCGAUAUAAAAGGCCGAGUAUAGGCCUAAUCGUCAGUAAGCUGAACGAGACAGAGACUAUGAUACAGUCUCCUGAUAAGGACAUACGGUCAUCGAUGUAUAAGAUCUUCCAUUGCAUUUCCAUCGAGAGUGAGUUGAUGGAUAACCCACUGAACAAAUUAAGCUCGUACCCGCUGCAUGUAAAUGAUAACAGAGGUAGGUCUCAUAAGAUAACACAUUCGACCAUUUGCAAGCCAGAGGAUGAUACAGCAACCUUUGAGGCAAUCCGACCGAAAAUCAUGAUUAUAGACUGCACGGAAGAUUUGGGACUAGUGUGUACAACAGAUGUUCACCCAACCGAGCCUUGGAUUUUGGUUGGCCAUGGGAAUGGGUAUGUCUCCAUUUGGAACCAUCAGACCCAGGGAAGAUUGAUGACAUUUGACAUCCUGAACAAGCCAAGUCUUGUAGUAUCUGCAGUUAGAUUCAUCACGAGCAUGUACAAGAUUCUAUUAUGUGCAGUUAGAUUCAUCGCACAAAAGCAGUGGUUUGUUGCCGGUGAUUAUGAGGGGCACAUCCACGUGUAUACAUAUGCGACAAAGUACAAGCUGAGAAAAUUCCAAGCUCAUGAGAACAUGAUCAAUUCACUGGCUGUUCACCCAACUGAUCCAUUUGUCCUAUCAUCGUCGAACGAUAACUUGAUCAAACUAUGGAACUGGGAGAAUGGCUGGGAGUGCAUUAGGACAUUCCAAGCACACUCCAAAUGGGUUGAGUCAGUGAAGUUUAACCCGCUGGCUACAAGCAACACUUUUGCUAGUGCUUCCAGGGACGGCACAAUAAAGAUCUGGAGCAUAUUUUCAGACACUCCUAUUACCACGUUGGAGUGCGGGAUGGCUGAACUGACGUCGGUUCAUUAUUUCGUCGUUCAUGGUAAUCAGGAGUUUAUUGUUGCAGGAUCUGCCUCUGGGACUGCAUGUAUCUGGGAUUUGGGGAUGGAGACAUGUAUUCGGAACGUCAAUGGACUCCAAGAAAAAUGGUGCACUGUUGCUGUUGUCAAUUGCCUUCCAAGACAUCCGAUUUUGGUUACAGUUUCGCAAGACCACACUGUUUCUUUCUGCAACUCCAAUACCCACAGAUACAAGAACAUUGUUGACUUCAGUCUGGGACGUAUUAUGGAUUUUGCAUACACCAAGGUCACAAGAAGCCUCGUCGUCGCAGGAGAACGCGGAAUUGCACUGAUGGAGAUCAGUUAGCCUAGCUCAAUGAUCUCUCUAGCAAACAAGGAAAAUCGAAGGAAUACAGAUCAUGAAUUGUAUGAGGCUAAAUUGGCAGUUAAAGGAUGCCAGAUAGAGAAUUGACUUUGGUGAACUUUGAUGUACUUCGGUGUUAACUCU